AUGGAGAUGUGCGGGUGGAAUGUGAAAAUUGCAUCAAGCUUGCAGCAAAUUGAAUCAGAAAAAUUCAACAAGUAUAUCCAGGCUAUUCUGACGAGUUACCAAGAACAACAUGUGCUUCCAACUCAUGAGGUCCUAGUGAUAGUGAUGAUUAUCCAUUUUCUCACUUAUAUUUGUCUACUCGCUCCCAGUCAAUUGCGUCUAUACUGGCUUGAAUUCUGCAGGAGAUUGAUGACAGCUGUCCAGAUAUCGGACAGCGAUCGGAAGCUUAUUGAUGAGCUUCGCUCCAAAAUCAAGAAUGAACUAGAAUUAGUACCAGCAUACAAUGAUGAUCUCUCCCUAUUGCGAUGGCUUGUUGGAUGGGACCGUAACGUAGAUGUCGUUGUACCAAAAAUCAAGUUUUCACUUCGAGCUAUACAUGCGCUAGGAUUUGAUAAAGAAGAUUUGUCAACUUUGGAGAAGGUCACUGCAAAAUGUGAUGAGUGCAGUAAAGCGUUACAGUAUCUGCCAGGAUCGCUUUUGGGCUUCGACAAGGAAGGCAAUGUGAUCUCACUGCAGAUGAUCGGCCGGUUGGAUGCGGCAGGGCUCAUGCCAUGCACUCGUAACUCAGAUCUCUACCGUAUGCGGAUAGCUGAAAGCGAAGGUGUUAUGCAGAUUAUACGAGCGUUAGAGAAGAAAAAUGGAAAGCAAUUGGGAACCUCUGUAAUAUUCGAUCUGGAUGGGCUAAGUUUUGCCCAAGUAGAUAUGCAAGCCAUGAAAGUUGUUACCACAAUGCUAACACAGUUACAGGAAAUGUUUCCCGAUGUGAUUCGUAAGAUAUUCGUUAUCAAUGCGCCAUCGUUCAUCCAAAUACUUUGGGGAAUGAUAUCGCCUUGCCUAGCUAAGCAAACUCAACAGAAAAUAAGAAUAUUAGGAGAUAAUUGGAAAGAUAUACUGAGAGAAAACAUUGGUGAGGACGUUUUAUACGAGCAUUGGGGAGGUACUCGUAAAGCUGAAACUCCAUUUGGUCACAUUCGAACCGGUGGUAAAGUUCCUGCAGAAUUAAGGUAUGAUCCAAAUAACGAUCUACCAGCGGACAAACUGCAGAAACUUGUGAUAGGUGCUAAAUCAAUGAAUUUUGUACCAAUAACCGUAGAAGAUCACCAACCAGGACGAAAGAUUACUUGGUGGUGGCGAGUAGAAGCAAAUGAUAUAGGAUUUGUUGUAUAUCGUGCAGCUCCCGGUCAAGAAAAGGUGGCAGAGCAUGCAGACGAUUAUGUUGUUCAUCCAAAAUUCAAAUUGCAAACUGAAUUUGUUCCUGAGGAUGGUGAGAUCCUAGCCGAAGAACCAGGAGUGUAUAAGUUUGUAUUCGAUAACACACACAGUCGGAUGCGCUCGAAAACUGUGAGAUAUUGCAUAGAAGUGAAACAGUGAACCUCAUCAGGGUGUCUGUAUAAUCUUAACUGUGUUAAUAAAUGUACAAAUGUUA
Molecule: messenger RNA, 1465 nt
Organism: Cylicocyclus nassatus
Lineage: Eukaryota; Metazoa; Nematoda; Chromadorea; Rhabditida; Strongylidae
Source: the annotation of a GenBank genome assembly